AUGCUAUAUAGUACAAUGAAAAGCAUACGAGCACAAACUGCAAUACAAGAGAAGCCACAGCCUCAGCUGAAAGUAUCAACUCAAACCCAAUCUAAAAAGCAUGAUGAAAUUUUGAAAAACUAUGAAGCAAUCAUAGGCAUAGAAACCCACGUGCAGCUUUCCACUCUAACCAAGGCCUUUUGUAGCUGUCCGUACAAUUAUGGAGCUCAACCAAACACAAGUAUUUGCCCAGUGUGCAUGGGUUUGCCUGGGGCACUGCCAGUUCUGAAUACGAAGGUUGAUUUGAAUCGGGCAGGAGUGCCUUUGCUUGAGAUUGUCUCAGAACCUGAUAUGAGAACCGGUAUUGAAGCAGCUGAAUAUGCUGCAGAAUUGCAGAGGUUAGUUAGAUAUUUGGGAGUAAGUAAUGGAAAUAUGCAGGAAGGAUCACUUCGUUGUGAUGUCAAUAUCUCCAUUCGUCCAAUCGGGCAGUUAGAGUUUGGUACUAAGGUAGAAAUAAAGAACUUGAAUUCGUUUUCAUCAAUGAGUAGGGCUAUCGAUUUUGAGAUAUCAAGACAGGUACUUCUCUAUAGUCAAGGUCAGGCUGAUCAAAUUGUACAAGAAACCCGUCUCUGGGAAGAAGGUGCUCAGAAAACAGUCACAAUGAGGAAGAAGGAAGGACUUGCUGACUAUCGCUACUUUCCGGAGCCUGAUCUUCCAGGAGUUACGCUCACUGAGGAAUAUGUUGAUGGGGUCCAUAAUUCCUUACCUGAACUUCCGGAAAUGAAGCGUCGAAGAUAUGAAAGAAUGGGUCUAAACAUGCAGGAUGUUCUCUUUCUUACCAAUGACAUCAAUGUUGCAGAAUUUUUUGAUGCAACUAUUGCAGAAGGUGCUGAUUUAAAGCUGGCUGCCAAUUGGAUAAUGGGAGAUAUUGCUGCCUACAUGAAAAAUGAGAAGUUGUCUAUUAGUGAAAUUAAACUUAACUCACACGAAUUGGUUGAGCUUAUAUCUUCAAUUAAAGGUGGGACCAUAAGUGGUAAAAUUGGCAAAGAGAUAUUGUUCGAGCUAAUGGCAAAGGGUGGAACUGUUAAAGGACUGAUAAAAGAGAAGAAUUUGGUUCAGAUUGCAGACCCUGUUGAGAUUGAGAAAAUGGUGGAUAAAGUCCUUGCAGAUAAUCCAAAGCAGUUGGAGCAAUAUCGAGGGGGUAAAACUAAGCUGCAAGGUUAUUUUGCUGGCCAGGUAAUGAAAGAAUCAAAAGGCAAGGCUAAUCCUGCACUUUUGAACAAGAUCCUUAUGGAGAAAUUAAGUGCCAAAAGCUGA
Molecule: messenger RNA, 1296 nt
Organism: Fraxinus pennsylvanica
Lineage: Eukaryota; Viridiplantae; Streptophyta; Magnoliopsida; Lamiales; Oleaceae
Source: the annotation of a GenBank genome assembly